Messenger RNA from Papilio polytes (common Mormon), 2787 nucleotides. RefSeq names its product myoneurin-like. NCBI's taxonomy places the organism in Eukaryota, Metazoa, Arthropoda, Insecta, Lepidoptera, Papilionidae. The record is from RefSeq and is a predicted model, not a curated record. The coding region runs from base 229 to 2541 and encodes 770 amino acids. Gene Ontology annotation, molecular function: zinc ion binding. Gene Ontology annotation, cellular component: nucleus. The transcript has 14 exons.
UUUUAAGGUACAAGUACUUCCUUUACAAUUUGCGUUUUCGUUUUCAAAAGGAAAGAAUUUCCCUUUAAUGCGGACAUAUUAUCUUGCUGGUAACCCUAAAUGCUCAGGCGCCAUCCUGUCAAUGUCAAAAAGGUGCCACAAGAGUCUUAUGGCACUAUAUCUACUACUUUAUUAUCGUUUAAUUCAAAUGAAUCCUCAAUAAUAUUUAGGUAAAUAAAUAACGUAAAUAUGUCAUCUGACAGGCAUUGUUGCGUUCCUGGUUGUAAAGAAAGAGGAGGUCCGCAUAAAGUUCUACACGGGUUUCCAAACCCAGAGAAGGAUAGGGCAAGAUUUAAUACAUGGCUGUAUGCAAUUGGCGGUGAUAUCAUAGAUCUGGAAAAUGAACACAUAUAUAAGUACCGACGUGUAUGUCGGUCGCAUUUCCAAGACAAACACUUAUGUCGUAACCACAAAAUUAGCCACAAUGCUGUACCAACAUUAAAUAUGCCCGAACCAUUGCGAUUACAAAAAUCUAGUAACCGGAAGCCAAUGCAAGAAAUUUCUGAUGAGAACAAACCAUUAACAUCAUUUGAUCCUGUAGCUUCGAAUCUUGCUGAAGCGCUGCCUUUAAAUACUUCACACACGAAAACUCAACAAAAUCUUGUUAUGGCUGGGCAUAAUGCUUGUGGAGGCGACCGUUUCCCUGAGUCUCCCAGGCGACCUGGAGUACUUCUUUCAUCAGACGAUUUUGAUGAGAUCGUUCAAUACAAAGGGAGCUCACGUUGGUAUACUCGCGCUGGUCACUUUUAUGUGGCUAGUCGUUCGAGGGGGGCCUCAACGACGAUGAGGUGCUCUACCGACCGCUGUCCGGCGCACUGGAUACUACGGGAUGGGAAAGCUGGUCCGACUAAGGGUCUGCAUAACCAUCCACCUACUCCCUGGGUGCUAAAUCGGAACAUCAUGUUUCAAGCACUGAAGAGGAGAGCUUCAGAGGAGGAUAUUCCUCUCAGUACGAUUUAUGAGGAAGAAGCUGCUAGGUAUCCGGAUGCUGCAUCGCACCUGCUAUACCAGUGUGUGCUGCCGUCGAUGCGUAAGUGGAGGAGGAACUCACAACUGGGUGUCUUUCCUCCACUUGAGAACUCUGUGGUUACACAGCAGAAUACAGAGAUGGGAGCCAGCAGACACAUAUUUCUUGAUGAUGACAUCAUUCCCGACGUGCAUAAACUUUGUAGAUUAUGUCUCUGUCAGACAGAAGACUGCCUACCAAUUUACAGAGAUUCCAAACACGAAUCCUAUCCUGAUAUCGCCUUGCGUAUCGCGAUGUGUGUGGGGAUUGAGGUGUCAAAGGAUGAUUGUCUCCCAAAAAAGUUGUGUAGACAAUGCUACCGAGACAUUGAAAGGUGUUAUAUCUUUCGGGAGAAAUGUGAAGUCAGCAAUAAAAAGCUAAAACUACACGCAGCAGCUGUGAGGGAGAAUAAAAAAUUAAUGGAGAACCAAAGAGGUGUUAAAAGAAACUUUAAAGAAGGCAAUGAUUUAUUAACAUUUAGCAAUGAAAGAACAUAUGGGAAAACCUAUUCAAAUAGGCUAUCAAAUAAAAAAAACAAUGUAAACCUACAUAGCAAUACACAGAAAGAGAUACAAGAAACACCAUCAAAAGUUGAGCCAGAAAAUGUUGAGCCUAGUUUUGAAGCAUUUCUCACAACAGUUCUUUUGCAACUUGGUGUAGUUGAAAGAAAAGAUGAAAAGAUGAUAUUACAGAACCCUAAUGUGAAGACUUUGGAAUUAGAGACUCAGAAUGGGAAGGUACUGGUGGAGCUUACGGAGGAGGAGCCAGAUGAUGAGUUUCAGGACAAUUUAAGUGAAGAAACUAUUAGUGUCAGUAAUAGUGUUAAUAGUAUGCCAUCUUCAGAAGAAAGUGUCCCAAUAAAGUUGGAACAAAACGCCAAAGGAAAAAAGGCCGGGGCCGGGGGCGGGGCCGGGGCGGAGGCGUGCGGGCAGUGGGCGCGCUGCGCGGCGUGCGGCAAGGGCUUCCUGUCGCGCAGCGCGCUGCGGCGCCACGAGCGCGUGCACUCGGGCGAGCGCCCGCACGCCUGCCGCGUCUGCCGCCGCACCUUCGCGCAGCGCGCCGUCAUGCUGCGCCACGAGCUCGUGCACAGAGAGCAACGUCCGUACCAGUGCGGGACGUGCCCCAAGAGCUUCACUCAGCGCUCGUCGCUGGAGGCGCACGCGCACGCGCACGCGGAGCCCCGCCAGCGCGCGCUCAGCCUGCGCCCCUGCCCCAACUGCGACAAGGUCUUCCUCUACGCCUCCGGUCUGUCUCGUCACAUGCGCGUGCACAGCGGCCGCGUCUACGAGUGCAGCGAGUGCGCGCGGCCCUUCUGCGACAAGAGCUCGCUGCGGCGCCAUCUGCGCAGCGUGCCGCACCCCCCACCACUAGCAUCACCAUCUCCAGCAGUGUCACCACCAGCAUCAUCAUCACCCCCACCACCACCACUACCAUCUCUACCAGCACUGGACACUUCCCCAGACAUAGUAUUGCAGUCAGACUCUCUAAUGUCAUAAGGUGUGCAAGUGCCUUGAAAUGUUACAUUACUUGUUCAAAUAACUUUAUGAAACUUGUUACUUUAUUGUAUAAUAGAUUUUUUUAUAAUAUAAGUAGUAUUAAAUAUUAUAUCACAAUAAAAGCUCAUGUUUAAGAGAAAAUGUUUAAUUUGUUGUGGUUGCUAGAGGAGCUGGCAGGUUAUUUCUUAGAUUAAAACAUUAUGUAAAAUUGUACAAAGUGAUAUUACAAUAAAUAAUAUUUUUAUC